AUAAAAAUCAUUAAAAAAACAACAUUUUGGCCACUUUAUCCAUUCAAUCUGCAAACCUGAGGCCAAGCUUUUCAUCAAUGGAUGAACUCUACUUCUUAGUAACCACAACCACUCUUUCUUUCCUUCUCCUUUCUUCUCUACUCAUCCUCAUCAAACUCAGUAUUAAUAAUAACAAGAAAAACCGUAACCCUAAACCACCAAGUCCUCCUGGUCUCCCUCUCAUUGGCCACCUUCAUCUUCUCAAACCUCCCCUCCAUCAAGCUCUAGCCCAUCUUUCCGACCUCCAUGGUCCCGUACUUCUCCUACGCUUUGGUUAUCGCCGUGUCCUACUUGUCUCCUCCUACUCCGCCGCCGAUGAAUGCUUCACCGUCAACGACAUCACCUUCGCCAACCGCCCCCGUCUCCUUGCCGGAAAAUACUUCGGCUACGACUUCACAAGCCUUGGUUGGGCCCCCUACGGCCCUCACUGGCGCAACCUCCGUCGCAUGUCCACUGUUGAAGUCCUUUCCACCAAUCGUCUCCUCUCCUCCUCCGAUGUCCGCUCCGACGAGGCCCGCUCCCUCGUCAAGGCCCUCCUCCGUGAGUACUCCGGCCUCAGCUUCCAUUGCACCGAGCUCAAACCCAAGUUCUUCGGCUUCGCUUACAACGUCAUCAUGAGGAUGAUGGCCAACAAGAGAUACUACGGUGACGCCGAUGAGAGUUCGUCGGAGGCCGGGACAGAGUUUAGGGACAUGGUCAAGGAAACGGCCUUCGUCUUGAGCGCUUCUAACGCUGCUGACUUUAUCCCGUUGGUGAGGUGGUUUCGCGUUGGAGGUUACGAGAAGAAGCUGAAGAGUUUGAGGAAGAGAAGGGACAAGUUCUUUCAGGGGCUCAUCGAGGAGCACCGAGAGAAGAAGAUGAAGAUGAACAGAUCCCAAGACGGUAAGACUUCAUCGGCGGCGAGAUCUACGUUUAUCGACUUGCUGCUUUCCAUGCAAGAUGAUGAUCCGGAGCACGUCCCUGACGUUUUCAUCAGGCAAUCCGUUUCGCAAUUGCUGGUAGCUGGGACAGAGACUUCUUCAGUGACAAUGGAGUGGGCCAUGUCAUUCCUUCUCAACAACAUUGAAACCCUAAAGAAAGUAAGAGCAGAGAUUGAUUUAAAUAUAGAACAAGGUUCCAUACUAGAGGAGGGAGACUUACAUAAGCUCCCAUACUUGCAAGCAGUUGUAACUGAAACACUGAGACUGAAAUCUUCUGCUCCAUUGCUACUACCCCAUGAGUCAUCACAAGACUGCACUGUAGGUGGUUUCCACAUUCCCAAAGGCACAAUGCUGCUAGUGAAUGCAUGGAAAAUACAUAGAGAUCCUGAGAUAUGGGAGGAGCCAAACAAGUUCAAACCUGAGAGGUUUCUCAACAAUGAAGGGAAAGAGAAAUGGAAAACAAUGGCGUUUGGGCUCGGGAGACGACGGUGCCCCGGUGAAGGCUUGGCGCUGAGAGUGGUGGCGCUGGUGGUUGUCAUUCUAGUUCAGUGCUUUGAGUGGGAGAGAGUUGAUCACAAGGAGAUAGACAUGGAUGAAGGUGUGGGGAUGACCAUGCCUAAAGCUAAGCCUUUGGAGGCCAUGUAUAAACCAAGGAAGGGAAUUGCUGACCUUGUCUUUCAGCUUUGAGACUUUUGCACGUUUUAUGGUGAUAAUAUUUAUAUAUAUAUAUAUAUAUAUAUGCACCGUCUCUUUGUGUGUGUUUGUGCGUCUCUGUAUUUUGAGAGUAUUCAUAAUAAAAGAGAUAAUAACCUCAAA
Molecule: messenger RNA, 1775 nt
Organism: Dioscorea cayenensis subsp. rotundata (Guinea yam)
Lineage: Eukaryota; Viridiplantae; Streptophyta; Magnoliopsida; Dioscoreales; Dioscoreaceae
Product: cytochrome P450 81Q32-like
Exons: 3
Coding region: 78-1646 (522 amino acids)
Molecular function (GO): heme binding; iron ion binding; oxidoreductase activity, acting on paired donors, with incorporation or reduction of molecular oxygen
Source: RefSeq, a predicted model, not a curated record